Molecule: messenger RNA, 2199 nt
Organism: Pygocentrus nattereri (red-bellied piranha)
Lineage: Eukaryota; Metazoa; Chordata; Actinopteri; Characiformes; Serrasalmidae
Gene: arl6
Product: ADP-ribosylation factor-like 6
Exons: 8
Coding region: 235-795 (186 amino acids)
Biological process (GO): protein localization to cilium; vesicle-mediated transport; intracellular protein transport
Cellular component (GO): axoneme; cytoplasm
Molecular function (GO): GTPase activity; GTP binding
Source: RefSeq, a predicted model, not a curated record
GCAGCACUGGUUUCUAAGCAACACCGUGUAAAUAUCUCACCUCUCAGCUCCGUCAAAGCUCCACACAGAUUAGCCGCCUUCGUUGAAAUGUGCGUCUCAUAAAUGACAUGUUGUCUCUGCCAUGCGCUUUUACUGUCUAGGCGGGAGACAGUAGAGGUGGGACACUGAAGGGAGCUGUACUGCACCGAGACAGCCGAGACGGUACUGAAAGUGUGGCUCCAUUCAUAAAGGCCAAUGGGGCUCUUCGACAAGCUGGCCGGAUGGCUGGGCUUGAAAAAGAAAGAAGUGAACGUGCUGUGCCUGGGGCUGGACAACAGCGGGAAGACCACCAUCAUUAACCAGCUGAAGCCCACUAAUGCUCAGGCUCAAGACAUUGUGCCCACCAUAGGCUUUAGCAUAGAGAAGUUCAAGACAUCAAGCCUGUCGUUCACAGUCUUCGACAUGUCGGGCCAGGGUAGGUACAGAAACCUGUGGGAGCACUAUUAUAAGGAGGGUCAGGCCAUCAUAUUUGUUAUCGACAGCAGUGAUAAACUCAGAAUGGUGGUGGCCAAAGAAGAGUUGGACACCCUCCUAAACCAUCCUGAUAUCAAGCAUAGGAGGAUCCCCAUUCUGUUCUUCGCUAAUAAGAUGGACCUAAGGGACGCACUGUCAUCAGUGAAGGUCUCUCAGCUCCUUUGCCUGGAGAACAUCAAGGACAAACCCUGGCAUAUCUGUGCCAGUAAUGCUGUCCAGGGCGAGGGUCUGCAGGAGGGAGUUGACUGGCUGCAAGAUCAGAUCAGAACGAUGAGAACGUGAAGUCAUCGUAAAAUACGGGGGAAAAAUGUCACAUCUUGUUCAUGCAAUAGCAGCGAUGCUGUCCACAAACGUCAAAUCAAGCCUGACCCUUGGCCUUCAAAGCGUGGGCAUGAUGGGCCAUCUGUGGUGACCCACGCUUGGAAGCUCAGAGUUCAGUAGUGCGAGAUGCUGUUUUGCUUUCAUUCUGUUGCACUGCAUGUUGUUUUUUUCAAAUUCUUAGAUUGUCUUUUAUAAUAGGCAACCAAAUAAGUCAGAUGCGCUUAUGACAGUGUUUGUAAAAUGUAAUGAAAUUGCAAACACUUUUAUACCUCAGCUGAAGAGCAGACAACAUAAUUUUUUUUGAUUUGCGCUCAUUUUACAAUCAUUUGGCUACCAGGCAUAAUGAAUACAGCCCAAGAGCACUGUAUGGUUUUUGAGCUUCAUAAAGCAGGAUUUCAGUUAGCCAGAUAACUUAAGCCUGAUCUAACUGAUGUAGAUUAUCUAGCUCAGUAUUUUCAUUACCAAUCUUCAUGAUUCACUGCCCUGUGCAAUGUUUUUCUAGCCAUAUCUUGCUAAUUGUACACAUUGGAAGGGUAUUGCAUAAAACUGGAUUUUUGGUUAGAUAGAUAACUAAGCCAAAAAUGAGCUCUUAUUUGAUUGUGCUUCUCCUAUCAGACAGUCUUGAUUUUUGGUUUUAGUUGUCCAGCUAAACGGAAUAUCCUGCUUUGUUAAAUACGUCCUGGGGUGACACAUCAAUAUUGUGCUAAAAUCAAUGGUUGCUAUUUGCAGUAGUUUGUCCAUUAUCAGAAACGUUUUCCUUCCUUUUCACUGUUUGUUCUCACUUGUGCUAAUAAGGGUUUUGGAGAAACCCAGACAUGAUUUGUCCAAAUGCAAGAUGUCUUUUUCAGCUGGAUAAUUUAAGCCCUAGGUUGUAGUUGUGGCUCUUCUCCCAUUGCACAGGGCUCGUCUUUCAGCUUAAAUUGUCUGGCUCUCUGCUUUGUUAAAUACCAUUUUCCAUUUUCUUUGUGAUGAAUAUAGGAGUAUUUAAAGUAGCAACUUGAGGAACCUCCGCUUUGCCAGGUAGCUUGUUUUAUAGGCAUGUUUAGAGUAUUGUCUCUAGAAGAUUUAUAUUGUGGUACUGUAAGUAUGUGGACAGAUGAAAUAUUUGCUUAAGAAACAUUCCUGUGUUUUUUUUUUUUUUUUGUUUGUUUGUUUUUUUGUUUGUUUUUUAAUUAUAUAUCUACUUAAUUUUAUAAUUAUUACCAAAACUCAAAUAAUAGAGUUAUUGCUGAGGCAGUAUUUCAUAUUAUACAUGCAGGCUCUGCUGUAAUUUCUUCACUCAAAGAAUGUAUAGUUUCCAUCCAGUGUGUCUCUAAAGUUGUCUUGUACUGGUUUAUUUAAAGAGUAAAAGGUCUACAAGUAAAA